Molecule: messenger RNA, 1239 nt
Organism: Condylura cristata (star-nosed mole)
Lineage: Eukaryota; Metazoa; Chordata; Mammalia; Eulipotyphla; Talpidae
Gene: RDH10
Product: retinol dehydrogenase 10 (all-trans)
Exons: 6
Coding region: 63-1088 (341 amino acids)
Cellular component (GO): lipid droplet
Molecular function (GO): oxidoreductase activity, acting on the CH-OH group of donors, NAD or NADP as acceptor
Source: RefSeq, a predicted model, not a curated record
UGCCCGGCGCGGGGUAGGCGCGGACGCGGGCGCUGGGCUCGUGCGGGGCCCGGGGCGUCGCGAUGAACAUCGUGGUGGAGUUCUUCGUGGUCACUUUCAAAGUGCUCUGGGCGUUCGUGCUGGCCGCGGCGCGCUGGCUGGUGCGGCCCAAGGAGAAGAGCGUGGCGGGCCAGGUGUGCCUCAUCACGGGGGCCGGCAGCGGCCUGGGCCGCCUCUUCGCGCUGGAGUUCGCCCGGCGCCGGGCGCUGCUGGUGCUCUGGGACAUCAAUACUCAGAGCAACGAGGAGACCGCCGGCAUGGUGCGCCACAUCUACCGCGACCUGGAGGCGGCCGACGCCGCGGCGCUGCAAGCUGGGAAUGGUGAGGAAGAAAUUCUGCCCCACUGUAACUUGCAGGUUUUUACCUACACCUGUGAUGUAGGAAAAAGGGAGAAUGUCUACCUGACGGCUGAGAGAGUCCGCAAGGAGGUUGGUGAGGUCUCAGUCCUGGUCAAUAAUGCUGGCGUGGUCUCUGGGCAUCACCUUCUGGAAUGUCCUGAUGAGCUCAUUGAGAGAACCAUGAUGGUCAAUUGCCACGCACACUUCUGGACCACUAAAGCUUUUCUUCCUACAAUGCUGGAGAUUAAUCAUGGUCAUAUUGUGACAGUUGCAAGUUCCUUGGGAUUAUUCAGUACUGCUGGAGUUGAGGAUUACUGUGCCAGUAAAUUUGGAGUUGUAGGUUUUCAUGAAUCCCUGAGCCAUGAGCUAAAGGCUGCUGAAAAGGAUGGAAUUAAAACAACGUUGGUUUGCCCUUACCUUGUAGACACUGGCAUGUUCAGAGGCUGCCGAAUCAGGAAAGAAAUUGAGCCGUUUCUGCCCCCUCUGAAGCCCGAUUACUGUGUGAAGCAGGCCAUGAAGGCCAUCCUCACCGACCAACCCAUGAUCUGCACCCCCCGCCUCAUGUACAUUGUGACUUUCAUGAAGAGCAUCCUCCCUUUUGAAGCAGUUGUGUGCAUGUAUCGAUUCCUAGGAGCAGACAAAUGUAUGUACCCCUUUAUUGCUCAAAGAAAACAAGCUACAAACAAUAAUGAAGCGAAAAAUGGAAUCUAAGAAUUCUUUUUAUAUGGAAUAUCAUUUCUAUCAGAAGACGAUCAAGAUAUUUCAGUCCAAUCCACUCCAGCAUUAUUAACAUUCUCCGGAUUCUGAAUCCAUGUUGACUUAUUUUUAAAUCAACUUAAAAAAAAUAAACUAUAAAUUAACC